AUGCUUCUCGGCCACUGCUCGAAGUGUGGUAAAACUGAGGGCCUGAUGAACUGCUCCCGCUGCCAUGGUGCUACCGGGGCAUAUUGUUCCAAGGAGUGCCAGGCCGCCCACUGGAAGAUCCACAAACCAGUCUGUAAGCCCCUCGAAGCGGGCGAGGUGUGGGGUAUCAAGAUCCUCGAUAACCGCUACCAGCCAUGGUCGCGCCAGUUCCAGCACGUCCUCCUAGAGCCUUCGCACCCGGUAUUCACGCAGGGCGAGCUCUGCCCCGUCACAGCGGAGUGUGGCUUCCCGCUCCUGAUCUGGAGCGAGGCUAUCCAUGGCGGGCUACCAGCCAUGGAGAAUAACCAGCCGGCGGUGUAUCUCCGCAUCGAGCUCGAUGACGGCUUUGCCCCCUUCCACUGGCAGAGGACAGACCCUGGAACGUGCAUCGUCGUGCGCCAAGACCGCAAGCUCCUUACCAAGGAAGCUAUCGAAAUCGUUUACAAUUUCCACUCCUACCUGCUCGACCGCGCAGACCCUGAGAACGCGGAAAGCGGCCACGGUGCGUUUGGGCAACCGUUGAACCCGGAGUGGCUGCGUUCCUUCGCGGAUGACUAUCGUGAGGAUGAGACGAGCCGUGGUCGGAAGGGCUUCGACUUCUUUCCCUGA
Trametes versicolor FP-101664 SS1 is the source of this 648-nucleotide messenger RNA. RefSeq lists its product as uncharacterized. The record is from RefSeq and is a predicted model, not a curated record. The transcript has 4 exons. Bases 1 to 648 code for a protein of 215 amino acids. NCBI's taxonomy places the organism in Eukaryota, Fungi, Basidiomycota, Agaricomycetes, Polyporales, Polyporaceae.